AAAUUAUUAUUUUUAUUGACUAUGAGUACUAAUAUUGGUAUAAAUAGUUUUGUAUUGUUAUCAUCAUUACUACUAGUAAUUAGUAGUUAUGUCAGUGCCGUUGUCGACAUUAAUACAACAUCGGGUGUCGUACGCGGACAGACCAUUCAUAUACAGACUAAACUAUUGGACGCUAAGAUAGAUCAAUGGUUAGGCAUACCAUAUGCCGAACCACCUGUCGGUGACCUAAGGUUUACAUAUCCGGUGCCCUAUAAAUACAGAAAAGAUGUAAUCGACGCUACCAAAGCCAAAAGCUCAUGUAUGCAACCAUUUUCCGAAACUGAACGACACCUGUAUGGAGAUCUGACGCUUAGCGAGGACUGUCUGUUUAUCAAUAUAUGGAGACCAACAUCGAUACCACCGACAAACAAACAGGAGGCGGCCAGUAGAGAUGAUGAUAACCUGAAACCGGUUAUGUUUUGGAUACACGGUGGCUCACUAAAAACGGGAUCCAUAUUCGGAAAAAUAUACAACGGUUCGGCACUGGCAGCACAGGGAGUAGUGGUAGUAUCGGUCAACUAUCGGUUGGGACAGUUCGGGUUUCUGUUUGGCGACAGUGAACAGGCACCGGGUAAUGUCGGUUUCUACGAUCAACUAUUAGGCAUGAAAUGGGUCAGAGAUAAUAUUCAGCGGUUUGGUGGCGACAGAGAUCGGGUAACAAUUUUCGGACAGUCAGCGGGCAGUUGGUCAGUGAUGGAGCACAUACUGUCACCGAAGUCUAAAGGUUUGUUUCGACGGGCUAUUAUGCAAAGCGGUUCGUUGAUGUACAACAAGGACAGGGAUGUUGUCAGCAAACCGGAAGCACUGAAAGUCGCGCUUGAAAUAGCCGUUUUGAACAAGUGUUUCGAUCCAAACCAAUGGAUACAGUGUUUGCGUCGGGUGUCGGCCGACCAGUUGACCAAACUAACCGGCAGUCUGGCGGCAUCGCCAGUCUAUGAUACACCAUUCCUGCCAAUGCGGGCACAGUUAGCUUUCGAGAAAAAUCUGUACAAUUCAGAUAUCGAUCUGAUGGCCGGUGUGACCGCCGGCGAAGGACACGAAUUGGUUAAGCUAUUGCUCGAUAAAAACUCUACGGUAACUGUCGUCGGCUUCAAACUGGCCGUCCAACUACUCUCAAAUAUCUAUCAUAAUAUCGAUGUCAACAAAAUCAGUGAUUUUUAUUUGAAAAAUAUCAGUCCAUGGGAUUCGCCGGCAAUGUUGAACCAAUUUGGCAAACUGGCCGGCGAUCUGAUACUCAAGUGUCCCACUUAUUUGUUUGCCAAACAACUGGCCGCCAAACAUCUGAAACCUGAAACUAAUGUCUACUUUUAUGAGCUAACCUACGGUAGCCAAUGGUUUGACCAACUAAUCGGUUGUAAUCCUAAAGUUGAUGGCGUAUGUCAUUCAUCAGAUAUACCGUUUGUAUGGGGACUACCCCUACUCGAUCCGGUCGGCUAUACCCAGGAUGACUAUACUUUAGCUCAGUGGACACUGAAAUGGUGGACCGAUUUUGCUAAAACUGGUAAACUGGAUAGUAAUUGGGCUCAGAUGUUGUCGGCCACCGAAACCAAUGUAAAAGAUUGGAAUCCACGAAACAUUACUAAAAUGUUGGAACACGUGUUUGACGACACGUGCGACGGUGUUUGGAAAUCAUACUUUUUAUAGGAUUAUAUUUUAUA
Molecule: messenger RNA, 1697 nt
Organism: Oppia nitens
Lineage: Eukaryota; Metazoa; Arthropoda; Arachnida; Sarcoptiformes; Oppiidae
Product: acetylcholinesterase-1-like
Exons: 4
Coding region: 22-1683 (553 amino acids)
Biological process (GO): choline metabolic process; acetylcholine catabolic process
Cellular component (GO): plasma membrane
Molecular function (GO): acetylcholinesterase activity
Source: RefSeq, a predicted model, not a curated record